AUGGCAAGAAGAUUUGGGGGAGGGGGAAGAGAAAGAACACAAAGUACGGAGUACUUACCGAAAAUCAGAAUGACACUGAGACAAAGAGAUGCACAGAUCUCGUUGAGCUAG
Molecule: messenger RNA, 111 nt
Organism: Penicillium digitatum Pd1
Lineage: Eukaryota; Fungi; Ascomycota; Eurotiomycetes; Eurotiales; Aspergillaceae
Source: RefSeq, a predicted model, not a curated record